UCUCUUUUUUAUAUUAUCUUUUAAAAACAAAAAAAAUUGAAGAAAAAUAAAACGAUUAAAAUUCUAAUUUUCAGAAACAAACCCUCCGUCCCUCCUUGCAAUCGUUUCAGAACACUGCAAAUAUGUUUGAGAAGCAAAGUUAAUAUGUUUUUCUCAGAAAGCAAACCCUAACGAAGAAACCUUCAUUUCAAUCCUUUGAGUUCAUCCGCAACCGUUGUUCGUCGAAGAUACUGUUUGCUCAUUCGCAUCUUCUUUCGGAGAUACAGUUUGCUGUUCUUUAUUGCUUUCUUCCUGCACAUGGUCGAUUCCUACAGUGCCUUCGACUUCACCGUCGUUGUCUGAUCAUUUGGCUUCUUCACAAUUUGGUUUACUCCAAGCAAUGUUGCUGCUGCAGCAAUUAAAAAAGUUGGAGCAAAAACUAUUUUGGGGAAUUUUCAAUUGCUAUAGUGAGCUUUUAAAGGAACAGAUAGAGCAAAAGAGAGAAAAGAAUGGUUUGACAUGUUUAAAGUAAGACGUGUAAUUUUCUUUUUAGUAGUUUGAUGAUAAUGUAUUUUUUAGUGUUUAAUUUACUUUUCUUAUAUAUUAUGAGUGGUCAACGUUGUUGGAAAUAAAAUUUGAAGAAUUUCAGAGACAAAUGUUUGCUAUGAUAGCGUGCUCUUCUAAGGAUCUUUCUAGUGCCCAUUCUUGUACUCAUCCAUCCUCAUUACGAAGACGAAGAUGAGGAUGAUGAGCAGUGGAUGAAGAUGAAGAUGAAUGAUGGAUUUAAGCCCAGGUAGAUUUACAAAUUCGUAACUCUCACGUCAAAAACCUCCAUGUCGCUACCACAAUUGGAAUUGCAUACUGCUUUUUAAAGCCAUCAAUUUCAUCCUUUUGUGCCAGCAUCUCACCUCUUUUUUAGAACUAAUGCAUGACAUUUGGUCAAUCUUGCAUAAGAUGGGAGAGCAUGUGCCAUAUAUAAAUGGGAUAUCAUCCCUAUUUCAAGUGAAGGAUCUAUAAUAAAACUCAAAUUUUGAACUCCAAGGAGCUUGCAUGUGAUGGGAGUGUAUGAACAUGGAAAGUGGAUCAUGUGUCUGGAAGAUGACAAGCAGUUCUAUUUAUAAAUAACCUGUAAGAUCUUUUUUGAUCUAGUACAUGUGUGUGAGUUGAUCAAGGAUUUCAACUAGGGGUGUGCAAAAUAUCCGGUUUUGAUGUCCAAAUCCAUAACCAAACCUAAAUCACUUUUAAAUAUCCGGAUAUAAUUGAAUGGUUAUUAACCGGUUUAGUUAUAAAUGGUUUGGUUAUCCAUUCAUAUAAUCCGGAUAUAAUUAAACGGUUAUUAACCGAUUAAAUUAUUUUGGAUUCGGUUAUAAUUCGGUUAUUAUCCAAAUCCAAAUAUUUUAAUUCUCAAAAUAUUAAUUUUUUUUUAAAAAAAAUAAUUUUGAAAAAAAUAAUUUUUAAAACUGGAUUUUUUAAAAAAACCGGUUAUAUAAUCAUAACCAAAUUUAUAACCAGUUUUGAUUAAAAUGUGGUUAUGGUUAUAAAUCCAAACCAUUUAAAUGGUUUUAAAAUGGUUAUGGUUUGGUUUUUGAAAAUAACCAACCAUGCACACCCCUAAUUUCAACACAUGUUAACAUAUGUUUAAACGUGUGGUGUGAUUCAUGUUCCUCCAACAGAGACAUGCCUGACAAUACUGCACACGUGAAAAUGGUUAUGUUUAUGAUUAAAACACGUUUUAGGUGAAACAUUUGCAUUGAAAAUGUUAUAAUAAUGCAAAUGAGUUGGAAUUAUACCUUGGAGGAGACAAAGCUCUAACAUUUUUGUAAUAAUGUCUAAAUUCAAAUCUGGAUUAGUUGGCCUCAUUGAUAUGUGAUUAAGAUGUGAUUCCUUAUGUCGCCUAACACCUUUGAUAUAAAUUGAGAAGAUGCCAAUGGAAAAAUACAGAUCCAUAACUCAAUUCAACAUUCAAACAAAGGCUUCUCUUUUUCUUCUCUUUAGCAGAAAAAAAAAAUGGCAGUAUCUCCUAUGAAUACAAAAUCCAAUUUCCAUGGCCGCUCAAUCAGCUUGCCAUCUAGACCACACCCCCUCAUUCUUAAAUGUAAUCAACAUUUGGAAACCUUACAAAGGUCUUCCGAUGAAACCUCCUCCUCAUCGUCAGUUUUCCAUAAGAUUGAUGGCUUGCGAGAUUUGAUCGAGUGUGUUGAAAAUUUGAUUCAGCUUCCACUAACACAAGAUGCACUUCUCCAUGAUCAGCAUCAAGAAAAUUGGGUAAAUAACCUAUUGGAUGGAUCCUUAAGGCUAUUAGAUGUGUGUAGUUCAGCCAAAGAUGCUGUAAUUCAUACAAAAGAAUGCACAAGGGAACUUCAAUCCAUCAUUAGAAGAAGAGGAGGCGGAACGGAGGUCACUGCAGAGGCUAAGAAGUUUUUGACAUCUAGAAAGGUUGUGAAAAAGGCCAUCUCCAAAGUAUUGACAAAUUUGAAGGCUAAUACUAAAAAUUGCAAUGUCUUGUCUACAAAGAAAGAUCAUCAAACAGAGGCUUUGAUUAAAUUAUUACAAGAUGUUGAAGUAGUUACACUUUCUACAUUUCAAACAAUACUGCAAUAUAUCUCAGGGACCACACAGUCAAAGUCAAAUAUCUUCGGUUCCAUUUCGAAGCUAAUCCAACCCAAAAGAGUUGCUUGCUCACUAUUGACAGAUGAAAGUGAAUUUGCCCAAGUAGAUGUAGCAUUGCAGUGUUUCUUAUUUACCAAGACUAGAAAACUUGAAGGGAUCAAUGAUCUCCAAAACCACUUGGAGAAAACGGAGUCAUGCAUUCAAGACCUUGAAGAAGGGCUUGAGUUUUUGUUUAGGCGUCUUAUUAAAAUCAGAGUCUCACUUCUAAAUAUCCUCAACAAUUAGUAGAACUUCUAUGAGACUCAAAAUUUUGUAGUGAUAUAGAUACACUUGUACAUGGAAAUUAUAUGUGUAAAUAUAUAGCAAUAAUAAAGUGAUACUUUUUAUUAAUUUCCUAUUGCAACAUCUUCUUAUACCUGAUGAUUAUUUACUAACUUUAGAUCAAAUAAAUCAUGACAAUAGCUUUAGGAUUUUCUUUGUUUUGGACUUGCACUGAUGGACGCUAUUUUGGUUUUCAAGUGGAAGUCUAAGUUCCUAAAGAAAUUAUGGUUUCUAACUCAACAGAAAUAUUAUUAUCAUACAUAACAUAGUUGAUGAAUAGAGUGGAGGUGCAAUAAAGGACCCAUCCAUAAUGUGUAACACUUACUAUGCCAAUAUAGGACUCUGUACCUUAUAUGAUGCAUAUUCCAAUACUACACAAUUGCGUUCUUUUACGGAUUGUUAGGUAUCAAUAGGAUGACAAAAAUGGA
Molecule: messenger RNA, 3338 nt
Organism: Vicia villosa (hairy vetch)
Lineage: Eukaryota; Viridiplantae; Streptophyta; Magnoliopsida; Fabales; Fabaceae
Exons: 3
Coding region: 1987-2874 (295 amino acids)
Biological process (GO): shoot system development; root development
Source: RefSeq, a predicted model, not a curated record